Molecule: messenger RNA, 237 nt
Organism: Cooperia oncophora
Lineage: Eukaryota; Metazoa; Nematoda; Chromadorea; Rhabditida; Trichostrongylidae
Source: the annotation of a GenBank genome assembly
AUGAUUCCUUUAGCUGUGAACGCACGACUUCCUGUGAAAAAUGGGAUUGACGACCACAAGCUAUUGCUCCAUCGAAUACGGGAAAUAGCCAAGUACGAGUACGUGAUAAUGAUAGGAAAUGGUCCUGAUGUGUCUAAAGUUGUUCCGCGGUUUCCAAACUACGUCGGAGGAGUCUCUUCCUACAAAGGCAGGUUUUUUCCGAAGAUGCUUGAGUUACAGAUAGCCAUGCAGGGGUAA